Colletotrichum chrysophilum is the source of this 2904-nucleotide messenger RNA. RefSeq lists its product as uncharacterized. Bases 1 to 2904 code for a protein of 967 amino acids. Lineage: Eukaryota; Fungi; Ascomycota; Sordariomycetes; Glomerellales; Glomerellaceae. The transcript has a single exon. The record is from RefSeq and is a predicted model, not a curated record.
AUGCGACGUCGUCAAGAUAUCCCCGCCCGUCGUCACAUUUCCCGUCGGCUGUCCCAUUCAUCAAGUUCACCAGAGGAUCCGGUAGCAAAGAAUCGUUCACCAGAAGAGACAGUGGACGGAAAGCUCCGGUCCCCCAGCACCUGGCAGCGCUACAAGCUCGGCCAGGCGCGGGUGACCGACUGGCUGAAGCAAACCGCCAGCAAAUUCACGCCAAGCCCGACACCGCCGGAUGCCAGCGAAGGCAAUGGCUCGUCCGCUGGAGCGAGGAAGCCCAAGCUGGACGCGGCCUCUGACAAGGUGCACUGGAGCGAGCUGGAACACAUGGCGGAGACAAUCGCCAACAACAGCAAGCCUGAGGAAAUCCCGUGGGACCCGAUCCUGGUCCUGCGGGACGUGGUGGCAUUAAGGAAGAAGAGCGCCCGGUUCUAUUCCAAGACUGCCGACCAAGACAAGACCGGCAAAUUGAAGCUGAGCAACCAGCAGCACGAGCAUAUUAUCAAGGUGUUGGAGAAGGUUCUCGGCGUGCUCGAGUCCGCUGUGUCUGGAGUACGCCCGAAGCAGAAGGAAGAGCCUCGGAGGGCCAGCGACCGCCUGGACAUGAAGUUGCUGGAUAACAUGUUCAACCUUCUCCAGUUCCAGAAGCCAGGCAAGCCUGCAAAGACGCCAAAGCCGAAGGCUCCCGAGGCAGAAGAGGUCGAUCCCGAGCAUUCCGACUCGGAGUCUGACUCUGAGGAAGAGGAAGAGGAAGCCCCGAAGGCUAAGGCUCCAGGCCGCAAGCCGGUUAAGAAGGCCCAAAAGAAGGGUAAAGGCGGCAAGGGCAAGAAGGGCAAGAAGGCCUCCAAGCCCAAGGGUGGCGCCAAGAAGUCAGGCAGGGGUGGAGACAGCGACUGGGUCGACCGCUUCUCGGUGGGCAGGGAUCCCGACGAUGUCGACGACGAGGACCUCAACUACUAUAUGCUCAUAUACUGCUUUUUCGAGGAUUUCAACACCAUCCGCAACCACGUCGCCGAGCGUUGGGCCGACUACUUCUACGACAAGUCCGUCUCGCUCAACACCCUCGCCGUCAUCACCAACGCCGCCGCCGAGCUCUUCCGCAGCAUGGAGAGGGAGCUUUUCACCAUUCUUCGCGAAAAUGGCCUCUCGAAGCUUGGCACGUAUGACGCGAUGAUGGAGAUGCUGUUCUUCGAAUACGGCAUGGAGCAUGUCGACUACGACGACAAGCCCGCGACGAAGGAGGAACAAGACGAGAAGAUCUGGCGCGAGGAGUCAGACUGGCUCGCAUGGUCCGCAUACAAUGGUAUCAGGGAUAUUUUCGAUCACAUGCCGCCAGGGAAGGUCCCGACUAUCCCUCCUUCAGCUCGCAGACGACCCCAGUACGGCCCCAUCACCUUGGCCGACUUCAUGCAAUUCAACAGCGCAUGCAUGUUUGACCUGUUCCCGGAGAUCGCUACAGUAAAGGCGUUGAAGAAGACUCAGGAGCAGCCUCCCGUCAUACCAGGUCAACCGGAGAUGGAGCUCGACUUCGAGAAGGUACUGGAACUGCGCAUGUACCCAUCUCACUUCAUCUUCUCCCUGCAACUUUAUCUUGACAUCCGCAACAUCAUCGAUUCCCAGGUGGAAGUCGCAUUCGAACAGCUGCAAGAAACGGGCAAAGUUAUUGCCGAGUGCUUGAGAAAGUCUAUCGAAACGUGCGACGCCGUCUUCACAUCGGAAUGGAAGAAUGAAGCGAAGCGCGAUCUCCACAUCAUGGACUGUUACAUCUUUGAGGAUUUCACGUUGGAAGACAAGGAGAGACGGGCGGACAUGAUGGGCAUACCCUUUGACGAGGGAAUCCCCGAGUAUGAGCUGUUCCGCUGCGAGCCUGUUUGGCCCGCGUUGCGUGAUUUCCGGACCAAACUGCAGAGCACUAUCAUGAGCAUCCGUCUUCUUACCCGAACGCCUGACCCCCUCUGGAGUGGUGUGUUGUACACCAUCGCCAAGCGGGACUACCCUGAUAUGCCGUCUUGGCCAGAAUUCGACAAGUUCCUGGCCUUCCACGGGACGGAUCUCCUCGGAUUCAACGCACCCGCCACGAGCGAGCCCAAAGCUUCCGAUGUCCUUGUCAAGUACACGACGAUGUCUAACGGCAAGCGGUACCAUGUCUGGGGUGAUCUCCUCAAGAAGGUUGACCGUGUUGCCAAAUUCCACGAGCGCUACGCGGAAAUCAAGAUUUGGGAGCGUGGAAACAUGGACUACAUCGCUCAUAUCGCUCGCCAUCACUUGGGUCUGCCAGUCGACUCCAACGUCAGCCCUUCCGGCAUUCCGCAAAAGUUUGCAAAGUCAAGGCAGGCGACAAGUGAAGAAAGGACGAAAGACAUGUUGCAGCGCAUUCAGCGGGUCGGCAACAUGCGCCACAUCGAGGUCCUUCAGAUUUUGGACCAGGUUGUGGAGUCAAUCGUCCAAGGCGAGUUUGCAAUCAAUUAUUACAGGCUGAACUGGGGGAUCCAGAACUUUGUCGCCUUCUUGCAGGAGAUAUUAUCAGAGAACGGAAUGCUUGGGAAGCCAGAUGCCAACGUGGACACGUACUUGGCCAGCGACGAUAACGACGCCUUUCUAGGCGAGGCCAUCAAGUGGGCCAUCGGUCGCUCCGCCGAGCAGCCCUGCAUUCCUCGUGUGUCUCAACGAGUCCGUGACAAGGUGGAUAAAAACGACUACGAUUAUCAGUACAAGAAGUUCGUGAAGGCCCAGGAGAGGAUGAGUCGCAUCCGUAACGACGACUACGGUGGAGACGAGGAUUGGACAGACGACGACGAUGAUGGCGGCAUGGACAGCUAUGACCGGUUCGAGCGGAUCAUGGAAGGCGGCAUGCAGGGCGACUACGAGCUGAGUUACGACGAUUUGGAUAGAUAUUACGGAGGGUAUUGA